Molecule: messenger RNA, 2401 nt
Organism: Kickxella alabastrina
Lineage: Eukaryota; Fungi; Kickxellomycota; Kickxellomycetes; Kickxellales; Kickxellaceae
Exons: 2
Coding region: 150-2366 (738 amino acids)
Biological process (GO): protein phosphorylation
Molecular function (GO): ATP binding; protein kinase activity
Source: RefSeq, a predicted model, not a curated record
AUUCGCACCAUUUCGUUCAAAUUGUUUUUUCUUCACUUUUUAUUACUUUUACCAUACCUUAGUGCUUAUCACACACACACACACACACACUCUCUCUCUCUCUCUCUCUCUCUCUCCCUCUCUUUAUAUUUCCCUUUCCUUUUCUCUCAAUGAUGUCUGAGCUAGCUCCUCCGAAUAAGACCCCGCCGAAUCAAAUAGGCAACAGCAAGACAGGCGGUACUUUCCAAACGCCCCAGAAAAUUCAAAAAAGGGAGGAACUGCCACCCGGGGAAUCAGAGCCCCCCGAAGUACGCGAUAAGCGCCGUCAGCGGCUGCUGAAAUGCCUUGGCGAUAACAUUAAGAAAGUCGAUCUGUUCGAUAAGUUUGUCAAAUCGUUGGGUGUGGAAGAGCAGUAUAAUCAGUUCAUCAAGGAUUGGCCUGAUCUUUUCCUCGACAUAGCCAGAGGGUCGCCAGUGGCUGAUAGCAAGGGCAUCGUAGCCAAUACAGAUCGCCCGAUUGAGGAGCUCGGCGAUUUCCCCAUUGCUGAUGUGUUCAAAAGCAACUCGGGGAAAUUUAUCGGGUUGGCUAAGGAAGCUCGCUUGGUCAAAUAUUUUAUCCUCCUCUUCGACGCAAUGGUCAAUGCGGUUGAUGUCGCAAAUGGGGUUAUUCCGACAGGCGGAACUCCAAUCCCAGACUGCAGGCUUAAUCUGAGUGACCAUCAGAAUAGGGUUAUACCAAAGACUCCGCACAAGCCAGACAUCGCGUUUUACCACAGAGACUACGCAGAGGAGAACGCUCAUUCCAUCCAUGCUAUACUCGAAGCUAAGAUGGAUCCAGAUUUUGGUGGACCUAUAGAGGAUACUCGCGGCCAGCUCGCAGAUUACGGCCAUUUGCUUAAUGAUCAGCAGGCAACCCGCACGUUUGCGCCUGUCUUCUACCUCCAUGGGCACCUCCUGACGCUUCACGCAUAUUAUCGUGACAAACUGUAUGUCGUUGAGCUUGGGCGGCUAUGCUUUGAUACUGAUCGUUGGACGCCUAAACUAGCAAAAGAAAUUCAGACAUGCCUCAUGCGGUUCUGGUUCCUACUGACCCUUGAGUCAACCAUUUUCGGACAUUUCUGCGAUGUCUCGAAGAAACCUAACUCUUUCAUUUUUUCGCACAAGGGCAAAGCCGAUAACAAUGACAAUGACAAAGGCAAGGGCAAGGGCAAGAGGAAUGGCAGUUUGAAGAUCGAAGUCUUAUACUCGGUUUCCAUGGGUGAUGAGGAUGACGAGGAUGUCAUGGAUGGUGAGGAUGGUGAGGAUGUCAAGGAUGGCACUGUUCUGUUUUGUAUCGAGGGGACAAUAACGCGUUAUUCAUACAUGAUUGGGCGCCAUGUCCAUUUACUCAAGGGGACUUGCAAAGGUCGUGAUACUGUGCUGAAGCUUUCCUGGACCCAAGUCAAUCGUUUGCCCGAGGGUGCCGCAUACGCCAUCCUCAGCAAGAGACCAGUCGAAGGUAUUCCCAAGAUCUUUUCGAAGGGCCUGCUCAUCAGCAACCUCAAUGGAUACCGGCUGGAGUUCGUGCUCAUGGAGUACUGCGGCCAGUCAAUGGCCGAGUAUCUGAAAGUCAAGACUGACAAUCAGAAGGCUGAGCUGGUUCCUGGCUUUGUCAAGCAGCUGACCCUGUGUCUUGCCCAGGCAAAUGACACUGGUGUCCUGCACAGGGAUAUCUCGGCAGGAAAUGUGUGCGUCAAAAACGACAAGGUGUAUGUCAUUGACUGGGGCUGUGCCAAGGUCAUUGGCUGGGGCACUGCUGAGGAUGCUGCCAGGGACACUGGCCCAACUCAACUUAAACAUAUUGAGGUUGCCGAACAGUGGGGAUUCAAUGCAACAACAGUGGGACAAGUGGAGGUGGCCAAGGACCCAUUUACAGGGACGCCGCUUUUCAUGGGUAUUCCCAUGCUCAGCAGCAGCCCCAUCCGGGGAAUCCUCGACGACCUGGAGAGUGUUCUCUAUGUCGUUAUGGACGCAGUACGCUCAGCUAAUACUAAGAGGGAUGAUGUUCAGGGGUUCAAGUUCCUGGACAGCCAAAGCCUGGCUUUGAGUCGGUACAGCAUCAUGAUGGUUAAGGAAAAGUAUCUGGAAUUGUUUGGGAUAGGAAAUCCAGGGAAGAUAUUCAGGAACCUAUUCCACUCAAUGCGCCGGUUCUUAUUUGAACCGGGAAACCAGUACAUUAGCCACCAGCUCUGGUGGGACAGUAAAUUUGUCCGGCAGGCCAACUGGGAUGCUGCUCCUGAGUUUAUGCAUCCCAAGGCGGUUGAGCUCCUCAAAGAGGAUAAUGGCCAGUUUAAGCGACCAGCUGAGGACGAGAUCAAUGCUGGGUCAUUCAAGAAGCUAGCACUUUAGCUUUUUUUGUUUUUAAUAAAUCUUUUUACGACCCA